CCAUGAGUUCCUUGCCGCUUGAUGCAAGCUUUCACUCACUGGUGGACCAAGAUGAGAUCAAUUAUAAAGUGGUACAACAGCUCAAUGCUAUAUUUGGGAAGGACAUCAAGAACCUACAUAAAGUUAAAGAUCUUGUUGAGGAGUUGACUAAAAGUAAAGAUGAACUAGAAAAAAGGCUGAGGUUUGCUACAACUGAAGCCCCUGAUAGGAUAUCCAAGGCAGUCAAAGCUGCAGAUGAAGCUCUAGCCAAAGAAGCAAGAAUUCUUGCAACAAUUGAUGAACUUCAGAAAGAGGUUGAUGCUCAUACUAAAAAGUAUACCAAAAUUUUAGAGAACAUUGGACCUCGUGUGCGUACAGUGAUUGAACUCGAGAGGGUAAAAGCUUAUAACCAAUAUAUACAUGGGGUCGAGGAGUUGAGUAAAGAAAUUGAAUCAUCUUUGCACAUUGGAGCAGAAGGCCAAGCGUUGCUUGGAUAUAGGCGUCUUUUUGAUUCAACCAAAGCAGUUCAGAGCUCCCGUUGCUUAAAUCUUGUGAAAUUUGUUACCAGUACACUUCUUCACUGGAAUCAAGUUUUCACUCAAAGAUUUACAAGUGAAUUUGAAGAUGUACUGAAGACUAUCAAGUGGCCAUUUACCAGUUCCAAUGAAGGUGUCAGCCAACCACCAGCUUCACCCGAGGCUGUACAAAGACUCUGUACACUUACACAGUAUUUGCUACAAUUAACCCUGCCAGAUGACAUAGCAAGUAAGGACAAUCAGACAGUUUUGUCUCCAGCAAUUGUGGCAGAUUUUACAACUCCAUUGCAUCCCAUACAACUUCUAGUUCGCCCUCUGGAGGUGCGGUUUUUGUUUCAUUUCACUGGCAGCAAAGCAACCAACAGUAGGGAAAAUCCAGAAUGGUAUUUCACACAAGUCCUCAAGUGGAUUGCUGCGCAUGAAAACUUCCUAAAUAUGCGCAUACAGCCUGUCCUCAACCAGUGCAAUCAUAAAAACACAUCUGCAAAGGUGGAAUUUAUGAGAGGGUUAGUUCGCUUGGUAGUGCUAAAAUUAGCCUCUGAUCUUCCGGAAGUGCAGUAUGACGAUGACACAUUUUGCUGCACCAUUCAAGAGACCCUCAAUUUUGAAAGAGAAUUGUGUGAAGCUUAUGGAUACCCUGCAUCUCAGCCUUCAGUUUUGUCUGUUUUGACUCAAGCAAAAAAUUUUGCCCGAUGGAUUCACAUAGAAAGGAAAUUUGCAUUGGAAUUAAUGGAUGAAUUAGUGUCUGAUCAGGGAGCUUGGUUAUCUUUGGAGAGUGGUGAAGCUGCACAUUGUGGAGAGCAACUAAUUCUGCUUUUACAAGGAAUUACUGAUCGUUACAAGAGGCUGCCUCAGCCAGGGCACAGAUUACAGUUCUUGGAGCUUCAAUUGGAGCUCUUAGAUGAUUUUCGUGUUCGAGUACUACAAGUAAUGAAGAGUGAAACACAAGAUCCUCUCACAUCCCAUUAUCCAGCAAUCCUCAACACUGUACACCAUAUAAUAGCAACUUUAAAUGAUUGGGGAGAUCUUCCAUUUUUUGUGGAGAUGCAGUAUUAUCAUGAGUGUUUCAACAAAAUUCAAGACCAAACUGCUGCUGCUAUUGCUGGUUAUGAAAAAACUCGAUCAUCUGUAUCUCCUGACGAUCCUUCCUCGUUCUCCUUCAUUCAGCAGGAUCUCACUCUGAUGAACAGCUCCAUUUCUCCAGAGAUUCUUGCCCGCCAGGAUGCUCUUGAAUCAUUGAAUACUAAUGCUGAAGCCCCAUCAGUCUCCCAAUUAGCUGAAGUGUCAGGGUCAGUGUUUGACUCAACUGUGGAACUUUACAGUCAUAUUGAAGGAGAAAUGAUAAGGACUCUCAGCAAUUAUGUAUUUAGCGAAGUAAGAGCACGAAGUCAGCCAUACCGCAAGGAUAAAUGGUUUUAUACCACAAAUCCAAAGGCACUGCAAAACAAUAAAAUUAAUGAACCCAGCCCAAGUAUAUGUCCAUUACUAGAGGUGUUGGCAAGACAUUUACAUGCUCUCAGAGACAUUCUUGCUUCUCCACUAUUCAUAUCAUUGUGGAAGAAAGUAGCCGACACACUCAACAAGUACGUUUAUGAAGAAGUAAUACUGCAAACCAGGUUCAGUGAUAUUGGAGCUGCUCAGCUUAAAUUUGACAUGACUCGUGGACUUUUCCCAAUAUUUGGAGAAUUUACGCAGAAACCUGAGAACUACUUUAAACUGAUAAAAGAAUCUGUCAUUUUGUUAAAUUUGCCACAUGGUACAACUUUCCUCCUUCGUGACACAAUACGCAUGUGGAAUGAUGACCAAGAUACAUUUAGUCUGGUUGUUUCUCCAGUGAAAGCCUUAGCUGAACAUGGGAUCACGGUGCUAUCUCCAAGAGAAGCUGAUACUAUUAUGAACAUAAGAAUUUAUAAUCAAGACCAAUUUAUGUAAUUACUGGCAACAUUGAAAUUUGUUUGUACUAUGGGUAUCAAAAUGCAGAACUGUACUGCAUUUUAGUAUAAUACAAGUCCGUUGGCCUUUUGUUAGUGCUGUUGUGCAAAAGAUGUAUUUAAUAUCUCCAUUAAUUAGAACACAAAAACUGCUUUUAAGGAUAGCUUUUACUUUGUUUUUAAUUUCUCUUUGAUUAUUUACAUUAGAACUAAUUGUAUAUAUGCAGAAUGUCUAACAUGGUAUUUUUUCAAGCUCAUAGUCAUUACACAUUUUUUUGAAUGGUAAUAGUAUUGCAGUAACAUAAAAAUAUAAUGUGAAUCAUAAAUGGUAGGUAAAUUCAUAUUACGAACAUUUUAAACUUUAGAAGUCAUGGUAAUUGAUUUUUUUUUUUUUACCCUGUAAUUUAAGGAUUUUGUAUUUGGGGUAGGAAAUAGGAAAUGUAGACAGUGUCAUAGUAACUUGUGUAAAAGCAAUUAAAGGUACAGUGCACACACUGCUGUACAGAACUCAAAUUUAAAUGUGAUUUAUGUCGCAUAAUCAUUCAUUGUGUUUUUAAACAGUCUUGCAUCUGUAUUUAUGAUCUAUGACAAAGUAUCAUCACCCCUUUUUGUUAGUUGAUGUCUAUCAGUUCUUGUUUAAAAAUAGAGUCAUGUUUCUCAUUACUUGUAAUUAUGUACAUAAUAUAUUUGGGCUUUGGAUUCUGGAAUAACAUUUAUUGCUUGUCAUUAACAAGAAUUUUAUGCUAACUACUGACAGUGUUACAUGUUCAUGCCUAAAAAGUUUUUCAUUGGCAUCUUAAUUUUCUACCUGGUAUCCAUAGAAAAUAUACAUUAAAUAUUUAAUCCAAACAUUAUUUGUUAAUGGAAAUUAAUCCUAUGAUAAUUUUAUCGGCUGAAAACAUAUCAUAAUAAAGGAAAGUGAUACCUUAUAAACUGUCUAUGGCAGCACUCCAACACAUCAUUACUUUCUAGUUCAAAUAGUGUUGUGUGGUCGAACAUCUUUUGCACAAACCAGUACUGCUUCUGAUGAAAUAUUUUGUUAAUUGUUGUACAUAAAUAAACUUGGAUAUGGUU
Molecule: messenger RNA, 3520 nt
Organism: Macrobrachium nipponense
Lineage: Eukaryota; Metazoa; Arthropoda; Malacostraca; Decapoda; Palaemonidae
Gene: Rint1
Product: RAD50-interacting protein 1-like
Exons: 14
Coding region: 3-2447 (814 amino acids)
Biological process (GO): retrograde vesicle-mediated transport, Golgi to endoplasmic reticulum; regulation of ER to Golgi vesicle-mediated transport; endoplasmic reticulum to Golgi vesicle-mediated transport
Cellular component (GO): Dsl1/NZR complex
Source: RefSeq, a predicted model, not a curated record